Messenger RNA from Pan troglodytes (chimpanzee), 2028 nucleotides. It is a transcript of the gene EMC10, whose product is annotated as ER membrane protein complex subunit 10. Lineage: Eukaryota; Metazoa; Chordata; Mammalia; Primates; Hominidae. The transcript has 8 exons. The record is from RefSeq and is a predicted model, not a curated record. Gene Ontology annotation, cellular component: EMC complex. The coding region runs from base 19 to 783 and encodes 254 amino acids.
UGGUGGGAAGAAGCCGAGAUGGCGGCAGCCAGCGCUGGGGCAACCCGGCUGCUCCUGCUCUUGCUGAUGGCGGUAGCAGCGCCCAGUCGAGCCCGGGGCAGCAGCUGCCGGGCCGGGACUGGUGCGCGAGGGGCUGGGGCGGAAGGUCGAGAGGGCGAGGCCUGUGGCACGGUGGGGCUGCUGCUGGAGCACUCAUUUGAGAUCGAUGACAGUGCCAACUUCCGGAAGCGGGGCUCACUGCUCUGGAACCAGCAGGAUGGUACCUUGUCCCUGUCACAGCGGCAGCUCAGCGAGGAGGAGCGGGGCCGACUCCGGGAUGUGGCAGCCCUGAAUGGCCUGUACCGGGUCCGGAUCCCAAGGCGACCCGGGGCCCUGGAUGGCCUGGAAGCUGGUGGCUACGUCUCCUCCUUUGUCCCUGCGUGCUCCCUGGUGGAGUCGCACCUGUCGGACCAGCUGACCCUGCACGUGGAUGUGGCCGGCAACGUGGUGGGCGUGUCGGUGGUGACGCAGCCCGGGGGCUGCCGGGGCCAUGAGGUGGAGGACGUGGACCUGGAGCUGUUCACCACCUCGGUGCAGCUGCAGCCGCCCACCACAGCCCCAGGCCCUGAGACAGCGGCCUUCAUUGAGCGCCUGGAGAUGGAACAGGCCCAGAAGGCCAAGAACCCCCAGGAGCAGAAGUCCUUCUUCGCCAAAUACUGGCACAUCAUCCUGGGGGGGGCCGUGUUGCUCACAGCCCUGCGUCCUGCUGCGCCAGGGCCCGCGCCACCGCCGCAGGAGGCCUGAUGGAUGUACAUCAUUCCCGUCGUCCUGUUCCUCAUGAUGUCAGGAGCGCCGGACACCGGGGGCCAGGGUGGGGGUGGGGGUGGUGGUGGUGGUGGGGGUAGUGGCCGGUGAGGGCCCAGGCUGGUCAGCGUCCCGUCUUGCACACCCAGGGGCCUCCCUUUCUGCUGGAGUCCCCUGUGUCCUCAGCCAUCCCAAGAAGGGUUUGCUGGUCCCUCCUUUCCCCCUGUCCCAUGAGGCCACCUGGGCCAGCCCCUCGUCCUCUGCCUUCUGCUGGCAGAGGAGCAGCUGGAUUGGGGCCUUUGGCACAGCAGCCGGUGUCUCCUGCGCCCGCCUCCCCCAUGGCCCCAUGCAGCCCCAGGGGCUUCCCCCCUGCCCAUGGAGUAGAGCCCGAGAUCCUGGCCACUAUGUCAGUUCUGACCUUGCAUCCCCCUACCCCGAGCCCAUGCAGUCUGGGAACAUGCCGCCUUCUCUCCAGCCUCUGUGCCUUUGUUCCAGGUGGUCUUACCCUCCUGUCCCUGGCUGGGCUAGGUGGUCCUGUCCGGGCUCCUGCAGCGCCCCCCUCACUUUGACACUGGACUAGGAUGCAGCCUCCCUUCUGUGUCCCCUUGAGAAUACCCUGGGUCCCCUCAUCAGGGGCAGAGGCAUGAAAGAGUCGGGGCUGGAUGGCCAGGGGCUUCUGGGCCCGACGCCUAGUGCAGCCCCUGGGGUCGUGGUUUGACAUUUGUCUGCCUGGUGCAAACAAGGAAUCCUUGCCUUUAGGGUGACAGGCCCUCCACAGGCUUCCAGACUUGAAGGAAAAGGUUUAAGAAAGAAAACAAAACCAACAGUUAGUGGAGUCAAAGCCCAGACACUGUAAAUAGAACCCCCUCCACCACCCCCCGCCGCCCAGCAUCCUACCUGGACUGCGGUGCUACGAGGGCCUGCGGGCCUUUGCUGUGUGCCACCCUCCCUGUAAGUCUAUUUAAAAACAUCGACGAUACAUUGAAAAGUGUGAACGUUUUGAAAAGCUACAGCUUCCAGCAGCCAAAAGCAACUGUUGUUUUGGCAAGACGGUCCUGAUGUACAAGCUUGAUUGAAAUUCACUGCUCACUUGAUACGUUAUUCAGAAACCCAAGGAAUGGCUGUCCCCAUCCUCAUGGCUGUGUGAAGCUCAGCUGUGUUGUGUGGCAGUUUAUUAAACUGUCCCCCAAAUCGACACGCAGCUAGCCUCCUGCAUUGUAUGGUUAUAAAUAGCACCCUAGUGAA